Dentiscutata erythropus is the source of this 270-nucleotide messenger RNA. Lineage: Eukaryota; Fungi; Glomeromycota; Glomeromycetes; Diversisporales; Gigasporaceae. The record is from the annotation of a GenBank genome assembly.
GUAAUAAUAAUCAAGAACCUACAUGGGGAAAUUUUUUGCGACAGUUUUUAGAUGAAAAUAACCUUUCAACAAAUGAUAUUCCAUCACAUAUACAAGAAUUUGCACAAACAACAAUUGCAAAUCUUCAAAUAUGCUUUCCUGAUUAUGAAAUUACAAAUGCAUUUUGCAUUUUUGAUCCACACAAUUUACCAACUACAUUAUUAAAUGAAUAUGGAAAUAAAGAAAUUACAACUAUUGCUAAUUAUUAUGAUAUAAGUAAAUCCGUUCAAG